Messenger RNA from Chenopodium quinoa (quinoa), 1116 nucleotides. Its product is annotated as pre-mRNA-splicing factor SYF1-like. Lineage: Eukaryota; Viridiplantae; Streptophyta; Magnoliopsida; Caryophyllales; Amaranthaceae. Gene Ontology annotation, molecular function: protein binding. The transcript has 2 exons. Gene Ontology annotation, cellular component: Prp19 complex; U2-type catalytic step 2 spliceosome; post-mRNA release spliceosomal complex. The record is from RefSeq and is a predicted model, not a curated record. Gene Ontology annotation, biological process: mRNA splicing, via spliceosome; generation of catalytic spliceosome for first transesterification step. Bases 582 to 1004 code for a protein of 140 amino acids.
UAUUGUGAGCUUUCACUGGUUUUGCUUCGCAAACGAACUGUAAUUCUAGUUUUUAAUGGAGUUUUGCUAAGGAAGAAGAUGAAGAAGAGAUCAGAAGAAGAAAAGAAGAAUUAACCUUUUCUUUUUUUUUUCGCCAGUUAGGUGAGGUAAUAAGUGGGGGGUAAUUAAUUGGGGGUAAUUUUUUAAAAAUUUUGGGUGGGUUAGGUUUAUUUAACUUUAGUUAGGUUAGUGUGUGGUUACAAUUGGGUUAUGACGUCACACUUGGGUAGUAAUCGGUGCAAUUAUGUUGAAUGUGGAGUAGUAAUUAGAAACUUUUUUUUUUACGGGUAGUAAUUAACAAGGGAGCUCCUUCUGAGGUAAUAAUUAACAAAUUUUCCUAUUAAAUAGGAUGAAAGGUUGAAUAAGUUAGAAUAAGGGCGAAAUUGGAAUAUAAUGUUUUACAAAAAUUUACUUAUUUAAAAUUGUCUCUGCAUUUAGUACUCCCCGUAACAAACCAUAAGCUGUAUCCGUUUGAGAAUAGGAAAUCGUAGUUUCAAUUUAUUAUAUAGACAAUUUUGUACUCUGAUCGGCAGCAAAUAUUUAUGGAGGAUUCGGCGAAAACAAUUAAUCAACAUGGUUACAUGGGUGAUUCAAGAAAGAUCGAUGUUGAUGACGAUCCAUUAAAAGUUGUUGAAAUAUUCGGAGUUGCAAAGACGAGAAGGAUGUACGAAGAUGCAAUAGCGGAAGCCGGUAUAACCGAUGAUAGAGCGAAGGCGCUGUGCUUGAAAUUUGCUGCUCUUGAAAAGAGUUUAGAUGACUCGGAUCGUGCUCGGGCUAUUUAUAUAUAUGCCUCCUCACUGUUUAAUCUUGAAACAGAUCCUGAUUUUUGGACUCAAUGGCUCGAUUUUGAACAACACUUUGGGAAUGAAGAUACAAUCAGAGAAAUGCUGAGAAUUAAACGAAGUGUAUCUAGCUUAUAUCAACCAAAUGUAAAUUUAUCUCCUGAAUUAUUUUUUGGAGAAUGAUAAGCUUUAAUUUGAACCCUUGAUUUUGUAAGAUACAUAUAUGUUAUCAUGGGAAUUGGAAAUGGAUUUUCAACCAAACAUUUCAAUUGAAGUUAUUGUAGCAUAUUGUACU